Molecule: messenger RNA, 753 nt
Organism: Impatiens glandulifera
Lineage: Eukaryota; Viridiplantae; Streptophyta; Magnoliopsida; Ericales; Balsaminaceae
Exons: 2
Coding region: 1-753 (250 amino acids)
Molecular function (GO): protein dimerization activity
Source: RefSeq, a predicted model, not a curated record
AUGGAGCAUGUUUCAACUACUAAAACUUUGCUUCAUGUUUUGAGAGAGCAAGGGUUUGAUAAUUUACUCAGUUGCGUGGAAGAAGUUUCAAAAAAGUAUGACAUUGAAAUACCUCAGAUGAAAGCUUGUUACAAAUCUAGUAGAAGUCGUUCUUGUCAACAAAAGGAUUUGAUUACAGUUAAACACCACUAUCAAUUUGAUGUAUUUGUUGCUGCAAUAGAUUUUCAAAUUGAAGAGCUCAAUAGUAGAUUCAAGGACGAGGCAGUCGAACUUCUUAAGCUCAGUGGUGCUUUGGAACCUAAAGACAACUUUAAACUUCUUAAUGUUGAUCACAUCUAUCAACUUGCUGAGAAAUUCUAUCAUCUAAAUUUUGAUGCACAAGAUUUGCACCACUUGAGAACACAAUUGGCUCACUAUGAGUUUGACAUGCCCGUCAAUGAAAGAUUUCAGAAUUUAUCAACUAUUUCUGAAUUAUGUCGAAGAUUAGUUGAGAUAAAUAAGUCAAAAACCUACAAUUUGAUCAAUAGGUUGAUUCGUCUUGUUUUAACUCUUCUCGUUUCUACAGCAACAACGGAACGAGCAUUUUCAACUAUGAAGCUCGUGAAAACAACUCUUCGUAACAAGAUGAAAGAAGAGUUUUUAACAGAUUCUAUGAUCGUCUAUAUUGAACGAGAGUUGUCUGAAAACAUUGAUAAUGAUACAAUAAUUAAAGAAUUUUAUUCUAAGAAGAAUAGAAGGGCACAACUUCAAUAA